AUGACGGUGACAUUGCUUUCGGCAGCUCCCGAUCUCUCUGAUCAGGUGGUACGACAUACUCAAAAGGACACUGAUCUACUUGUCUUGCCUCCCUUGGCCGGUGUCAAUGAGCCGAUCCGUGGUGAUCUUUAUGUAUGCGAGAGCCAAGUAUACUUUUAUUCUACUAGUGCCAAUUCGGGUAUUGCAGUGGACUACCCAGAUAUCAUCAUCCAUGCUAUUUCACGACGAGAAGAACGCCCUUGCAUCUAUUGUCAAUUGGAAGCUGGUCGAUUCUUCCCCAACCAACAACUACCCGAGGAUGAAGAUGAACAAGAUAUUGUGACCGAGCUCAAGUUUAUGCCUGAAGAUACUGGUGCAUUGGAAGGAAUCUACAUGGCCUUGUCUGAUUGUGCUGCAUUGCAUCCAGAUGAAGAAUUCAUGGCUGAACAAGAAGCACUUGAAGAUGAAUCAGAGUUCUUUGCGGAUCCUAGCGACGAGGCAGAGUUAACCGAAGUACAACAAGCUGCAUUAAGACAUCUGGAAUCAGUUUUUCAACCACCCAUGAACGGCAAACCACAAGAAGAUGAGAAGAUGGAUGAACAAUAA
Molecule: messenger RNA, 585 nt
Organism: Lichtheimia ornata
Lineage: Eukaryota; Fungi; Mucoromycota; Mucoromycetes; Mucorales; Lichtheimiaceae
Exons: 3
Coding region: 1-585 (194 amino acids)
Biological process (GO): mRNA cis splicing, via spliceosome
Cellular component (GO): spliceosomal complex; cytosol
Source: RefSeq, a predicted model, not a curated record